Etheostoma spectabile (orangethroat darter) is the source of this 2161-nucleotide messenger RNA. RefSeq names its product RNA-binding protein with multiple splicing 2. The record is from RefSeq and is a predicted model, not a curated record. The transcript is spliced from 8 exons. Bases 240 to 1058 code for a protein of 272 amino acids. Gene Ontology annotation, molecular function: RNA binding; protein homodimerization activity. NCBI's taxonomy places the organism in Eukaryota, Metazoa, Chordata, Actinopteri, Perciformes, Percidae.
GAGAGUGAGCGAGUGAGAGAGAGAGAGACGCGCUCCAAUGAGAAAAGUUUACUUGUUCUUCCCCCGCACAAUCCCACAGCUGAGGGCAUUGAUGUGAACGCAGAGGCUUUCUGGUUUUUACGCGCACUUCUUUCCCCCCCGUCUUUCACCACCACACACGGAGCACAAAUCCACCUUCUCACCUUUAGUUUGGCGCGUGUCUGCAUUUCUUUUCUUUCGUUUUUCCUCCCUUUUAAUGAAUGAUUCUCUCUCGCAACACUUCUAAUACUAAGAUAUCUUCGGAUACGCCGCCGUCCUCGUCUGCACGACCUCACCUCGGCACAUCUCCUCUCAAGUUCAAACGCCACCAAGACUUUCACUCCAGCUUCAGACGCACUUUGGGGAAAUAUCACACGAAGAAAAACUUGAUAUUUUGCGCAGCCGCCGCAGAAGCGACCGCCAACAUGAGCCUGAAAGCUGACGCAGAGCCGAAUAACAACGUUUCCAUCGAAGAGGAGGUACGAACCCUGUUUGUCAGUGGCCUACCGGUUGAUAUCAAACCACGGGAACUUUACCUUCUCUUCAGACCUUUUAAGGGUUAUGAAGGGUCACUGAUUAAGUUAACAUCAAAACAGCCUGUUGGGUUUGUAACCUUUGACAGUCGUACUGGAGCUGAAGCUGCCAAAAAUGCUCUAAAUGGUAUCCGUUUUGACCCCGAAAGUCCCCAGACCCUGCGCUUAGAGUUUGCUAAAGCCAACACGAAGAUGGCAAAGAGUAAGCUGAUGGCCACACCGAACCCCACAAAUAUCCACCCUGCUCUAGGAGCACACUUCAUUGCACGGGACCCAUAUGAUCUGACCGGGGCAGCACUGAUCCCAGCAUCUCCGGAUGCCUGGACUCCUUACCCGCUGUACACCACGGAGCUGACCCCAGGUCUCCCUCACGCAGCCUUCACUUACCCAGCAGCUGCUGCCGCAGCUGCAGCCCUCCACGCCCAGGUGAGGGACCAACCGAUGCGCUGGUACCCUACUCCCUCUGAGACUUCCCAGCCUGGAUGGAAGUCCCGGCAGUUUUGUUAGAUAUUUCGCCAAUGGAAACCACACCUUUAUCCAGCUGAAGUGAGGUUUACCAAGCUCUUGGUUAAUUUAAUCAGGUUUAUUUAAUGGACAAAUGUGCAUUAUUAUAAACAAACAGUAUUUAUAUCUCCUCAAUGUCUCUGGGGUGGGGGGGGGGGUCUGAGUUGAAACCAUCUUGCUGUCGACAAUCCAAGCUUAUCCUUGGCAACUAUUGCGGUACCAUCUUAGCACUUAUUAAAAAAAAAAAAAAACAGUACAAACUCAGUGGAUCAUAAUUUCUGAGGAAAACUGACUCAUUGAAGUUACUGUUAAGAUAGUCCUUCCAUGGUUUACCGCAGCUCCUGGGAGGUUUAGAGGCAUUGAAGAGUCCUUGCAUGUUAGUCUUUUUGGCAUGAAUUUAGAACGCAGAGUUCUGUGUAUCCUGAUUUUCUUAGUGUUUGUUACCUCUUUGCCUUUUGGCCUAGACAGCGAAAUGUUUUGUUUUCCAGUAGAACCUUGGUCUUACCUCUGUGAAAGUUAGGCUGUUGUGUAAAUGGCUAAUCUCGCAUGGACCUUGUGAAUGCAACCCUACGUUCUAAUUCAACCCUAGUCCUUAUGAUCAUAUCAAUGUCUGUCAUUAUUUGAGCAAAGAAAAGUACUAAUAUUUUUGUACUUUUUUGCGUGAUGUAUAUUUAUGCACAUUUGUGCAACUAAAAUAAUGAACCUGUGUAUAAGUUGGAGGUUUAGUCGUCAUCUUUUUGGUGUUACUUUUUGAUCCUAUAACCCUGUUGAUGUAGUUUUAAAGAAGAAAAAGUGCAAUUUGUUUAAGGGGAAAUGGGUACCUGUCCAAAAAAAAAUAAAAAAAAAAUAAAAAAAUGGAAGUGUUCUGAACGUGGCUUGUGCCAUUCUGCUAAAAUGAGAUUGCUGUAAAACAAUCUUUCAGAAUGUGAAACUGGACUACAAACUUAAAAGGUUGAUUUUUCUGGGGGGCCAUUUUGAAAUGGGAAGCAGGAUUAGAGUGAUGGAGGAAUUUAGUUUGUGGUUUAGAAACAUGUUUGUCUUUGUAUCUGCUGUGCAUAAGUUGUAAAAAAAUUCCCAUCUUAUGAAUAAUAAAAGAAGUGAAUGCA